Gekko japonicus is the source of this 804-nucleotide messenger RNA. RefSeq names its product butyrophilin subfamily 1 member A1-like. The record is from RefSeq and is a predicted model, not a curated record. NCBI's taxonomy places the organism in Eukaryota, Metazoa, Chordata, Lepidosauria, Squamata, Gekkonidae. Gene Ontology annotation, molecular function: protein binding. The annotation marks the transcript as partial. The transcript has a single exon.
CAAAUGUGACCCUGGAUCCAGACACGGCCCAUCCCCACCUCGCCGUAUCUGAGGAUCAGAAAAGCGUGUGCCGGGGCACCAAAUAUCAAGAUCUGCCUGACAAUCCAGAACGAUUUGACAGGCAUUGCAUGGUGCUAGGAUGUGAGAGAUUCUCUUUGGGCAGGCAUCGCUGGGAAGUGACUGUAGGGAGUGAGGAAGGCUGGGCCAUAGGGGUUGCCAGGACAUCUGUGAACAGAAAGGGCAAGUUUACCGCUAGUCCUGAGGGAGGGAUCUGGGCUCUGAGGACAUGGAAAGGGGCGUACAAGGCAUUCAUCCCUUCUCUCGCCUCUCCUCUGCCUUUCAGUGGGGAGCUCAGGAGGAUCCGAGUCUGUCUGGACUGUGCUGGGGGGCGGGUGGCCUUCUUUGAUGCCGACACAUUAGCCCCUCUCUAUACAUUCUCAGGAAUCUCCUCCUCUGGAAAGACCCUCCAGCCCUUCUUUUGGGUGUAUGAGAAAGGCUGCCUCACUGUGUCUCCUUAAGGCCACCAGCCUCACUCACAGGCCUUAGCUGGUGUUAAGCUCCAGACUGAGGUAAUUCACCUACAAAUAAAAUUUGUUGAUCAAAGAUACCUCUCUAACCAGUCUGGAAAAGCCUCUGUGGGCUUCCAGUCACUCAGCAAAACGAACUGAAACGAAGUCUUCUUUUCCUGUCUUAACAUUAAAAGUCAUACAUGGGUUCAACCUCUACAACUUUCAAUCCUGGUUUCUGUUUCCUUUUCUUUUUUCCUACCUCACCAUCUCUUCUUCCGCUAAGGAGAUGCAGGCA